This is a messenger RNA of Diabrotica balteata, 1362 nucleotides long. The record is from the annotation of a GenBank genome assembly. Lineage: Eukaryota; Metazoa; Arthropoda; Insecta; Coleoptera; Chrysomelidae.
AUGGAUAAAAUAAGGAUUCUCUUUAAAAAGGAUGAUAUGAGAGAUCCAGAUUUAGAUGCGGAUCUGUUCCGUACAACAAGGCUACCAGAAGUUUUAACAUUUGUGGCCACACAUUAUGGUACACAGAGUUCUAACCUACAGCUGUUCCAUAGGGGGGUUGAACUUUGUGACACAAAUAUAAUAAUCGGAGAUUAUUUCAAAACCGAUGGGGAAAUCGUCGUAGUAAAAGAGAGGAAGAAAAGACGGCCCAGGCUGUCUAGGUCUAAAAAAGAUGUCACUAAAACAGAAAAAACGACAGGACAGACUGCAAUUGAAACACUUCAAAAACAUGAACUUAUUGAUACUUUAAGUCAGGCAUAUUCUGUUGGAGAUCCGGUAGACGUUAGGAUUGAGAAUGCCUGGUUUGAAGGCAGCGUCGUGAAAGUGUUUAUGGCAAACGUAGCAUGCUCAAGUUCUUCGAUAACAACGGAAGAAGCCCUAAUUUUCAAUGUGAUUAGUGAGCCACAUGUCCAACCCCCCUUUGAUCGGAAUUUUGCCUAUACAGAUAUAAGACCGCGAUCAUAUUUCAUAUACAAAAUUACAGAUGUCAAAAAGAAUAUGGUAGUCAUGGCUAACAUUAAUUUAAUUGACGUUAGAAAGAGGGGAAAUUGGUACGAUUGUACAAUUUUAAACGUAGCAGAUAAAUUUGUCACUGUUACCCUAAAUAUUACAGGAGACUAUUGCCGCACAAAAUUCGUAAACGAAUUGUACAGAAUAGAGUUUCCACGAAGGACCGUGAACAUAGAAACUCGUAUGGAGUACAUACAUGCUCCUUCAAAGCAAACUUCAUCGUCUGAAGUCUUUGAACAGUCCCAUGUACUAACUGUACAAGCUGAAGUACACAGGGCUAGUAGCCCUAGUGCAGAGGUUAGUGCGGAAUUAAGUAAUGAUGAAAAUAAAGCAAUAAUACCUACAAUGCCUAACACAGCUGAUGUACCAAAAAAAAAGGCUACCGAUUUAUUAUCCUCAUUAGAUUUAAUAGAAGUUUUAAGUGAAGAUGAAGGUCCAAAAAUUUCAAAGGAUCAAAAACCUUCCGAGGAAAUCAGCGUCUUACAACUGGGAGUUGAUACCGAGAAGAUUUCUCUGCAAGAGACAUUACAAACAAGUCCUAGCAAAGAUCUUCCUUCAGAAGAUAUACAUGAAGUGUCAACUGAUGAAGAGAUCCAAAGUCCAGAAGAUAUACAUGAAAUGUUGACCGAUGAGGAUAUUUCUAUUAUAGCAGAAGAAUGUGAAGGAUAUCCUGCACAGCUAAAUUUAAAAAAAUCCGUUCACAAAAAUGAUGGUGGUUCUGCUACCACCCAAACCUGCGAAAGCAGGUUUUGA